GUCUUGUGUGAUUGAAGUUUUGGCUUGUGCUUAAAAAAUUGUGUUGUAGUGCAUAGAGAUUAAAGAGGAUAGUUGUUUUCUUCUACUGCAAAAACUCUUGAAGCUUUGGAUAAGAAGAUGCAUAGAGAUUAGAGAGAAUAGUUGUUUUCUUCUACUGCAAAAACUCUCGAAGCUUGAAACUCUUCUUAUCCAAGAUCCUUGUUAAGUACAUAAAAUAUGAUAAUUUGAUUUUCUUAUCAAAUAUAGGUAAAUUGUUCUUUUUUGUGUUACGGCAGUUAUUUGUUUAUUUUUUUUAACUUUUUACUCCAAAGGAAGGAAAAAAAAAAAAAAAGUCUUACUCCAGAACAAGAUCUCAUCAGAGCCACAAUCGUCAUCACAUUCAUCACCACAAUCAUCAGAGAGCCAUGGCUUCAGGUUUCAGCGGCGAUGAAACUGCUCCUUUCUUCGGAUUCCUUGGCGCCGCCGCCGCGCUUGUUUUCUCCUGUAUGGGAGCGGCGUACGGGACGGCGAAGAGCGGCGUCGGAGUUGCGUCGAUGGGUGUGAUGAGGCCUGAACUUGUGAUGAAAUCGAUCGUGCCUGUGGUUAUGGCUGGUGUUUUGGGUAUUUAUGGUCUGAUCAUCGCCGUCAUCAUCAGUACCGGGAUUAACCCCAAGGCCAAGUCUUACUACCUCUUCGAUGGCUAUGCACAUCUCUCUUCCGGCCUCGCUUGUGGUCUCGCCGGUCUCUCCGCUGGCAUGGCUAUUGGAAUCGUCGGCGAUGCCGGUGUUAGAGCGAAUGCCCAACAACCAAAGCUGUUUGUGGGAAUGAUUCUGAUUCUCAUCUUCGCGGAAGCGCUUGCAUUGUAUGGUCUCAUUGUCGGUAUCAUCCUCUCAUCUCGAGCUGGCCAGUCUAGAGCCGAGUGAUAGUAGAAACGAGUUCAAGCACAGACUUAUUAUUAUUUAUCAUCAUCUCUCAUAUGAGAAAUGUAAUGGUUUGGCUUCUCCUUUCAGUUCUUUUUUGUGCGUUUUGGUUAAGUUAUCAUUGGAAACAAGUAACCCUGGUCAAAUCGUUUGACUUUGGUACCAAAAGCUUUCAUCUUUCAUUUGCAUCACAAAUCAAACCUUAGUUAAUGAAUACUAUAUUACCACUAAACAAAUAAUUGUGAGGUUUCAUCUUAAGUAACCAUCCUUGUCUGCUACAUGAAAUCGUCCCUUGAAAUAAUCA
Thlaspi arvense is the source of this 1203-nucleotide messenger RNA. Lineage: Eukaryota; Viridiplantae; Streptophyta; Magnoliopsida; Brassicales; Brassicaceae. The record is from the annotation of a GenBank genome assembly.